Messenger RNA from Sorex araneus (European shrew), 5049 nucleotides. RefSeq names its product lysine demethylase 2B (gene KDM2B). Gene Ontology annotation, molecular function: histone demethylase activity; zinc ion binding; transcription coregulator activity. The transcript is spliced from 23 exons. Gene Ontology annotation, biological process: regulation of transcription by RNA polymerase II; protein demethylation. Lineage: Eukaryota; Metazoa; Chordata; Mammalia; Eulipotyphla; Soricidae. Bases 241 to 4176 code for a protein of 1311 amino acids. The record is from RefSeq and is a predicted model, not a curated record.
UACGUUCCGGGGAUUAUGACGUCGACGCCUCCCCCCCCACAACUGCUGAAAAUGGUUUCCUAGGACUUUGCAAACGGAUCUGCUUUAAGUGUCGGUGCAAAACUUUGUAGAUCUCCGCUCUGGCGUGCUUUAUUUAUUUAUUUUCCGGUUUGUUUUCUUUUGGGCUUCCCUCCUCCCCCCUUCCGCCAAAAUGCAGGGGGCAGGAGUGUUGACAAUUAAUUGGUGAACUCUCCUAAAAAAAUGGAGGCAGUGAAAGACUCUGGAAGAAGAUUGCGCCCGAUUGACCGCCAGAGAUACGACGAGAACGAGGACCUGUCGGACGUGGAGGAGAUCGUCAGCGUCCGCGGCUUCAGCCUGGAGGAGAAGCUGCGCAGCCAGCUCUACCAGGGGGACUUCGUGCACGCCAUGGAGGGCAAAGAUUUCAACUAUGAGUACGUGCAGCGAGAAGCCCUCAGGGUCCCUCUGAUAUUUCGCGAGAAGGAUGGACUGGGGAUUAAGAUGCCCGACCCUGAUUUCUCUGUCCGAGAUGUCAAACUCCUGGUGGGGAGCCGGCGGCUGGUGGACGUGAUGGACGUGAACACGCAGAAGGGCACGGAGAUGAGCCUGUCGCAGUUCGUGCGCUACUACGAGACGCCCGAGGCCCAGCGCGACAAACUCUACAACGUCAUCAGCCUGGAGUUCAGCCACACCAAGCUGGAGCACUUGGUCAAGAGGCCGACUGUGGUGGAUCUGGUGGAUUGGGUGGACAACAUGUGGCCCCAGCACCUUAAGGAGAAGCAGACGGAAGCCACCAACGCCCUGGCCGAGAUGAAGUACCCCAAAGUGAAGAAGUACUGUCUGAUGAGCGUGAAGGGCUGUUUCACCGACUUCCACAUCGACUUCGGCGGGACGUCUGUGUGGUACCAUGUGCUCCGGGGAGGGAAGAUCUUCUGGCUGAUCCCCCCGACCCUGCACAACUUGGCGCUGUACGAGGAGUGGGUGCUGUCGGGCAAGCAGAGUGACAUCUUCCUGGGGGACCGCGUGGAGCGCUGCCAGAGGAUCGAGCUGAAGCAGGGCCACACGUUCUUCAUCCCUUCCGGUUGGAUCCAUGCGGUCUACACCCCCGUAGACUCCCUGGUGUUCGGCGGAAACAUCCUGCACAGCUUCAACGUGCCCAUGCAGCUGCGCAUCUACGAGAUCGAGGACAGGACGCGGGUGCAGCCCAAAUUCCGUUACCCCUUCUACUAUGAGAUGUGCUGGUAUGUCCUGGAGCGCUACGUGUACUGUGUGACGCAGCGGUCCCACCUCACCCAGGAGUACCAGAGAGAGUCCAUGCUGAUCGAUGCCCCACGAAAGGCCAGUGUAGACGGCUUCUCAUCCGAUUCCUGGCUGGAGAUGGAGGAGGCGUCCUGCGAGCACCAGCCCCAGGAGGAGAAAGAGGAGGAGGAGGAGGAGGAGGAGGAAGAGGAGGGGGAGGGCGCAGACCGGGCCCCCAAGCAUCCUGCCGAUGGCCGCGCCUCGCCCUCCAGCAGCCCCUCCGAGGACCAGGAGGCCCCAGGGAAGAAGCCCAAAGCCUCGGCCCUGCGCCUCCUCAAGAGGACUCUGUCCACCGAGUCGGAGGAGAGCUUGCGGUCCCCUGCAGCCGCCGACGGCCCCAGGACGCCCGCGGGCUCUCCGGUGCCCGAGGUGGCUGCCCGCUGGGCCCACCUCACCGAGUUCGAGCUGAAGGGGCUGAAAGCGCUGGUGGAGAAGCUGGAAUCCCUCCCUGAGAACAAGAAGUGCGUCCCCGAGGGCAUCGAGGACCCCCAGGCCCUCCUGGAGGGCGUCAAGAAUGUCCUGAAGGAGCACGCGGACGAUGACCCCAAUCUGGCCAUCACGGGGGUCCCCGUAGUCACUUGGCCAAAGAAGACUCCAAAGAACCGAGCGGUGGGUCGGCCCAAGGGGAAGCUGGGCCCGGCCUCCGCCGUGAAGUUGGCCGCCAACCGGACGACGGCGGGAGCUCGCCGGCGCCGGACGCGAUGCCGCAAGUGCGAGGCCUGCCUGCGGACGGAGUGCGGAGAGUGCCACUUCUGCAAGGACAUGAAGAAGUUCGGGGGCCCCGGGCGCAUGAAGCAGAGCUGCAUCAUGCGGCAGUGCAUUGCGCCGGUGCUGCCCCACACCGCCGUGUGCCUGGUGUGCGGCGAGGCUGGGAAGGAGGACACAGUGGAGGAGGAGGAAGGCAAGUUCAACCUCAUGCUCAUGGAGUGCUCCAUCUGCAACGAGAUCAUCCACCCCGGAUGCCUUAAGAUUAAGGAGUCGGAGGGCGUGGUCAACGAUGAGCUUCCCAACUGCUGGGAGUGUCCGAAGUGCAACCACGCCGGCAAGACCGGGAAAGCCUACAAGCAAAAGCGUGGCCCUGGCUUUAAGUAUGCCUCCAACCUGCCGGGCUCCCUGCUCAAGGAGCAGAAGAUGAACCGGGACAACAAGGAAGGGCAGGAGCCUGCCAAGCGCAGGAGCGAGUGUGAGGAGGCGCCCCGGCGCCGGUCAGACGAGCACCCCAAGAAGGUGCCCCCUGACGGCAUCCUCCGCCGGAAGUCGGAUGAUGUGCAUCUGAGGAGGAAGCGGAAAUACGAGAAGCCCCCAGAGCUCAGUGGACGCAAGCGAGCCUCGACGCUUCAAACGUCCCCCGGUUCCUCUCACCUCUCGCCGAGGCCCCCUCUAGGCAGCAGCCUCAGCCCCUGGUGGAGAUCCAGUCUCACUUACUUCCAGCAGCAGCUAAAGCCUGGCAAAGAGGAUAAGCUUUUCAGGAAAAAGCGGCGAUCCUGGAAGAACACGGAAGACCGGAUGGCCCUGUCCAAGCCCAUCAGGCGCUUCAAGCAGGAGCCCGAAGAUGAUCUGCCGGAGGCCCCCCCAAAGACCAGGGAGAGCGACCACUCCCGCUCCAGCUCCCCCACGGCUGGGCCGAGCACCGAGGGGGCCGAGGGCCCCGAAGAGAAGAAGAAAGUGAAGAUGCGUCGGAAGCGGAGGCUUCCCAACAAGGAGCUGAGCAAGGAGCUGAGCAAGGAGCUGAACCAGGAGAUCCAGAAGACGGAGAACAGCCUGGCCAGCGAGAACCACCAGCCCAUCAAGUCGGAGCCCGAGAGCGAGAGCGAGGAGCCCAAGCAGCUGCUGGGCCUCUGCGAGCGCCCCCACCGCUUCAGCAAGGGGCUCAACGGCACCCCGAGGGAGCUGCGGCACCAGCUGGGGCCCGGCCUGCGCAGCCCCCCUCGGCUCAUCUCCCGGCCCCCGCCCUCGAUGUCCCCGCCCAAGUGCAUCCAGAUGGAGCGACACGUGAUCCGGCCGCCCCCCAUCAGCCCCCCGCCUGACUCGCUGCCCCUGGACGAUGGGGCCGCGCACGUCAUGCACAGGGAGGUGUGGAUGGCCGUCUUCAGCUACCUCAGCCACCAAGACCUGUGUGUCUGCAUGCGGGUCUGCAGGACCUGGAACCGCUGGUGCUGUGAUAAGCGGUUGUGGACGCGCAUCGACCUGAACCACUGCAAGUCCAUCACGCCACUGCUGCUGAGCGGCGUCAUCCGGCGGCAGCCCGUCGCGCUGGACCUCAGCUGGACCAAUAUCUCCAAGAAGCAGCUGAGCUGGCUCAUCAACCGGCUGCCCGGGCUUCGAGACUUGGUGCUGUCAGGUUGCUCGUGGGUGGCCGUCUCUGCGCUCUGUAGCGCCAGUUGUCCUCUGCUCCGCACCCUGGAUGUCCAGUGGGUGGAAGGACUGAAGGACGCCCAGAUGCGGGAUUUGUUGUCCCCUCCUACUGAUAACCGGCCAGGUCAGAUGGACAAUCGGAGCAAGCUCCGGAACAUCGUGGAGCUGCGGCUGGCGGGCCUGGACAUCACCGACGCCUCCCUGCGGCUCAUCAUCCGCCACAUGCCCCUGCUCUCCAAGCUCCAGCUCAGCUACUGUAACCACGUGACCGACCAGUCCGUUAACCUGCUCACUGCCGUGGGCACCACCACCCGAGACUCCUUAACUGAAAUCAACCUGUCAGACUGCAAUAAGGUUACUGAUCAGUGCCUGUCCUACUUCAAACGCUGUGGAAAUAUCUGUCAUAUUGACUUGAGGUACUGCAAGCAAGUUACCAAGGAAGGCUGUGAGCAGUUCAUAGCCGAAAUGUCUGUGAGUGUUCAGUUUGGACAAGUGGAAGAAAAACUGCUACAAAAACUGAGUUAGUCCAAGGACAAGUAUGUAAAUAUGGCCGGGGGUAGGGGAGGGUCCUGGCAGGGAAGACAAAACACUUUACAAAAACUAGGGCUUUUAUUUUCAAUUUGGAACUUGGAAUGACAAGGGAGAAGCCAUUGCACCACCUUUUGCGGCUGAGUAAGCUGGACAUUUUCCUUUGGUCUUUGGGAAUCGUUACUGCACUGCUUUUUGGACUAUUUCUAAGGCAGCCUUUACCGAGAAGACAUUCCCAUUGGAGAGGAGGAUGGACUAUGGAGAAAUUUUCCUAUUGAAGCAUGAGCUUACGGAGUGUGUGGUGGUGGGGUUUGGACACCUCAUUCCUUGCAACUCCAGGGUUUUUGGUGUCACCAUAACGUGGACCACGUGCCACAUCUGCAGCUGUUUUGACAUUUUCUGUUUGUUUGGUUUUGUUACAUCUUACAUUAUGCAGAACUAUUUUUGUAUAAAUUGUUUGAAAGUUAUUUAUGCAAGAUUUGAAUGCAUACCAGUGUUUUUAUUGUUUAGAGAUUGCCAACUUUCCUGAUUUUCUUGAGAUAGGAGAGAACUUAACUUGUACUUCAACACAUGUGCCCAGGUCUGGCGGAGCAGGCUAAGACCUUCUGGUUAAAAGCAUGUUUAACUGGAAGUGAGAGUCUGUUUUGUAAGUUGAAUUACAUAAGCAUGUUGUGGAUAUUUGUAAAUUAGAGUCAAAGUAAGAUCCUUUGCCAAGUUUUCUCUGUAUAGAAUUCACCUUUUUCUCAAAAUUUUAAAAUUCAGACUUCAGCCUUUGUACUCAGGAGGAGUUUGGUCCAGCAUGAGCUCUUGUACUCCAUAUAGAUCUAAUUUAUACUGUGAGUCAAGAAGUAGAAUAAAUGAUCCAACAUA